Molecule: messenger RNA, 2541 nt
Organism: Triticum turgidum subsp. durum (durum wheat)
Lineage: Eukaryota; Viridiplantae; Streptophyta; Magnoliopsida; Poales; Poaceae
Source: the annotation of a GenBank genome assembly
AUGGCCGCUCCGCCGCCGACGCUCGCCCUGGCGGUGGAGAAGGGGCCACGGGCGGGGGAGACCCGGCAGUGCAGCGCGGGCGCCGCCCUCCGCGUCGGUCGCGUCGUCAAGGGCAACGAUCUCGCCGUGCGCGACGGGGGCGCGUCGCAGCAGCACCUCGUCAUCGAGUUCCUCCCGCCGCCCGGCGCCGGCUGGGCCGUCUCCGAUCUCGGGUCCUCCAAUGGCACCCUCCUCAACGGCAAGCCCCUCGCGCCCUCCGUCCCCGCCCCGCUCUCCCAUGGGGACCUAAUCAAGGUCGGCGAUUCAACCGUGCUCGCCGUCUCCAUCGCGCCUGAUUCGGAUCCCAAGCCUGUCGCCAACCCCAGUUCCAGGCGCUCCUCGCGGCAGACGGCGGUGGUGGCACCGAUUGCGGCGGAGGAGAAGCCCCCUGCGGUGACCCGCCGUGGCGCACGAAAGAAAGCGCCGCCGGCCGCCCAGCACCCCGACACGCAGAAGGAAGAUCCAGAGGCAGAGGGAGUGGCGGUGGAUGAGAAGCCCCAGGUGGUUGCGCGCCGGGGAGGAUGGCAGAAGCUGGCUGCAGCGGAGCCCCUAUUUGAGAUGGAGACUGUGAAGGCGCCUCGCCGUGGAGAGCAGAGGAAGCCCGUGGAGCCGUCUGCACCAGAGAAUGAGGAGGUGGAUAAGGAGGAGGCCACGGCGGUGCCGCGUCGUGGCAGACGGAAGAAUGCUGCGCAGCCCCCUGAACUAGAGAAGGAAAAGGAGGAGGCCACAGUGGUGACGCGCCGUGGCAGACAGAAGAAUGUUGUGCAGCCCCCUGAACCAGAGAAGGAAAAGGAGGAGGAGGCCACAGUGGUGAUGCGCCGUGGCAGGCAGAAGAAUGCUGUGCAGCCCCCUGAACCAGAGAAGGAAAAGGAGGAGGAGGCCACAGUGGUGACGCGCUUUGGAAGGCAGAAGAAUGUUGUGGAGCCCCCUAAACCGGAGAAGGAAGAGGAGGAGGAGGCCCCGGUGGUGACAAACCGUAGAGGGAGGAAGAAGAAUGUGGUGACGGACGCCCCUCCGCAAUUGCCUCCGAAGAUGAGGUCCAUAAGGGGCCGUGGCAAAAAGGCUAGUGCAAGCGACAUGGUUCUUGAGGAUGUGGAAGAGAAGGGAGGAAAUGAGUUGGCUGUAUCAAGAGCUCGUCCUGAGGACUUGCUCGUUUCGGCGACAUUGAAGGGUGUUAAGGCUCAGAAGAGGGAUAAGGUGGCAUCUGGGGAUGGAGACAUAGAAGGGGCUGCAGUGUCAUUGGAGGAGAAAGUGCCGAAGGGGAGGGCCAGUGCUCGGCUUGCCGCUUUCGAUAAUGGUGCUAAUGCGGCUGCAGCGCCCAUUGAAGAGAUGGAGGAGGCUGUGGAUGCAACGCUCCGAGGGAGGCAGAAGAAGGACGUUGAACCUCAUGAACCAGAGAAGGACGAGGAGGAGGAGGCCAUGGUGGUGACACGUCGCGGGAGGCGGAAGAAGAACAUGGAACCUCAUGAACCAGAGAAGGAAGAGAAGGAGGACAAAGCCCCAGUGGUGAUGCACCAUGGCGCAACGAAGAAGAAUGCGGCGCCAGUUGCUCCUGUAUCACUGCCUCCAAAGAGGAAGUCUGCAAGGGGCCGGGGAAGGCCUACAAGGGCCAGUACAAUGAACACAGUUCUUGAGGAGGAGGUGGUGGAGGAGGAGCAGGGGGGAAAUAAGUUGAGUGCGUCAAGAGCACGCACAGGGAAGCCACCGACUUCGACGACGGUGAAGAAGGGGGAUAAUGCAGCAGCUGUGGAUGGAGAGGUCAAAAGAACUGCAAAGCCGUUGGAGGAGAAAUUACCAAAGAGGAGGGCCGUUGCUAAGCUUGCUGCUAACAAUAUCUCUUAUGCGGCUGCAGCCAAGCCCACUGAAGAGAUGGAGGAGGCUACAGAAGCGUCUCACCACGGGGGGCAGAAAGCCAUGGAGCACCCUGAACUAGAGAAUGAUGAGGAUGUCACCAUGGUGACGCACCGUGGGGAGCGGAAGAGGGCUGCUGUGGUGAAGCGCCGUGUUGCCGGGAAAAAGGAUGUGGUGGCAGUGAUGAGGUCUGGAAGGGGCCGAGGAAGGGUUGGAAGGACUAGGGCAAGGAAUAACGUUCCUGAGGAAGACAACAUGGUGGUAGAAAAGGAAAAUGAAUUGCCUGUGCCAAGAGAGCUGGCAGGGAAUCUGCCAGUUGCGACCGCGGUGAAUGGGGGUGAGGAUAGAGAAGUCAAAGGAACCAAAAAAGCAGUGGAGUCUGAAUUGCCAAAGGGGAGGGCCAGUGCCCAGUCUUCUUCCGACAACAAGAGUGAGGAGGAACAGGGUGGUGCGGAUGGUUCUUCUAGAGUUGCCAGUGCCCAGUCUUCUUCCGACAACAAGGGUGGUGCGAAUGGUUCUUCUAGACUUGAUUCAGGAUCUAACGGAAUCCCCAACACAACAAGUAAAUACAGAGAGGAUAGAAAACUGAAGCCGUACUCGACUCCCUUUGAUGUCAGGCUGGAUAGAGCUCUGAAGAAAUACUCUGCAUGA